CGCCUUCGCGUUCGUCGACGCUGCACGGCGCGAUAACGAGGAGAAAAAGUGGAUGCUUUUGCCCCCAGAUUUUAUUUCGCACUCGAAUUCGCGUUUCGCGUCCGCGAAUCGGGGCUUCGUGAGCGGCGAGAUCGAGUCUGGAAUGCGAAAAGGGGGGCUGGGGGCUGGGGGCGAGAGCGAGUUGGGAGUUGGGCAGGUUGGGCUCGCGUGGCGUGGCGAUGCACCCUGCAGCCCUGCAUUCCCCGAGUUCCUGGCCCUGGCGAGCGAGACGAGACUGACGAGUGACGAGAGACGGGACCCGUAGGUGUCGUGCCGGUCGUGCGCUUAGUUCCCGCAGUUCCGGCGGCACUUUCAAAUUCUCGAUCGUGAGGAAAGUGCGAGAAAACGAGAACUCUCUCGCCAAAUAAAAUUAAUUUUAUCGAUCCACGUUGGUCCACGUCAAGCUCGCACUCACCGAAUGUUUCCUCGUUCUUCUUUCAUAUUCGUUUCUUCUCCAUUUCUACGUGAAUGCAAAUAAAUUUCUGACUUUCGACCUUAAUGCGAUCGAAUCUUUUUUAAAUUUUCUAUCUCUGCGCUUCAAAAAAUAUAAAAACAUAUAAGUUAAAAAAAAUUCGAUAACGAGCGGUAAUCCAAUCGUUUUUCCAAGUUUUUCCAUGUUUUAAAAACACGUGGAAGUUCGAUCGCGAGUUAGCUCUAUUAUACUGUGACGAAAGAAGCUCUUAUGUGUUAUUUAUAAAUUAUAGUCAAUCUUAGACUGGUAAACAAAUGCCUUUUUUUUUUAAUUAGAUCAUCGAUUCUAUAAAAGUACUUUUGUAACGAGUUUGAAUCGUUUUUAGCUUCACGGGAGUUUGGCGUUCGAGAGGUUCACGCGAUAACCUAGAAUGGAACAAAACUGCACGGCACGCGAUUGGCGUGGACGACGAUAAAAUGUCGAUAUUACUUCCGGCAUAAUUAUAGAGAUCCUUUGCAUAGAAAUUCGAAAUUCACGCGUGUGAAUUAAACGACAAACGUGUCUCGCAGUUUCGUCCAAGUCGAGGAGCACGCAAGGUGAAAACAAGAGAGCGUAGAGUGGCGUAGAUCUUUACUCUUCUUCGAACGGUGUUUUUUACGCGAGAGAAAAAAAAGGCGGGUUUCACGCAGCCCACGUACGUGCGACAGAUUAAUAUUGCGCUGAGAAAGAACCGAGUUUCCGAAGAGAUGACUCAGCUGGAGCUGGAUCCUCAAUUCACCCAGGGGUUGCGACUCCUUUACUCUACCAACAAGGACUCUGCGGAGCAGCUGCGAGCUCUGUUAGACGAGGCGAUUAAGCAAAAGUAUGGGCCGUCCAAGAUGCUCUCCAAUGUGCUGCAUAAAAAGUACAUGAUGGAAGAACCAGUGUUGAGCGAUCACAGCAGCAGCAGCAGCAGCAAGAAGAGCAAGAGUUCCAGCUCGUCGAAGCAUUCGAGUAAGUCGAGCAAGAACAGUUCGCCAGUUAAUUUGCCAGCGCGUGACAACACUCCACCGGACAUCCUGCAGUCGGACGAUACGUUGGCCCUGGAAAUUCUGGAGGAUGAUCUUACGUGCGUUAUUUGCAAGGGCAUGGACGUCGGGGCGAGGAAUAGGCUUGUGGAAUGUCAGGAGUGUCAUUCUUUGUACCAUCAGGAAUGCCAUGUUCCCCAUAUCUUGGACUCCCAGAUAGAUAACGUGCCAAAACAAGUGUGGUACUGCUCUAACUGUACAAAGUCUCAGGUCUCGAAAGAAAGGAGUUCGCCAAAGACUGUGAUAGAAAACAAAUCUAAGGAGCAGAAAAAGUCUAGUUCAAGCAGUGGAGCUAAGAUAACACCAAAUAUCCAUAUUAUCAGCGCGGAUAAGAGACUGAAAGACAUGAUGAAGAAAGCUAAGCAGGACAAACGAAACACGGGUACUGCCACGGGUUCAAAGAGCUCUUCAUCCAGUUCUCCUGCAUUAUCCUCAGCCAAAUCUCAGGAUAAAUCGUUAUUAUAUAAAAUCAAGUCAGGGGUAGAAUAAACUGCUUAAUUUGUGAAAGAAAGAAUAGCAAACAAAACGGUACGAUAAGUAUAUGCAAAUAGUGUAUUUUAUAGAAAUAAUAUGGAACAGUUUUUUUUUUAUUGACAACCUAAUUAUUUUGUAAUUAAUUUUGUUAAUCUAGGAGAAAGGGCGACAAUUUUUGUUGUUACUUUUUUAUGAAUAUAUUUUCGUACGACCAGAGAGAGUAAGAAAGAAAGAGAGUAAGAGAGAGAGAGAGAGAGAGUAAGAAUCGCGCGUCCUUUUAUGACAAAGACAAAAAUUCUAGAUAGAUGAUGUUAUUAAUGUGUAUUUAUAUUGAAGUUUUAAUCUCGAAUUACACUCAAUCGAUAUUAAUACACGUGGGCCUUUGUGUAGUGUCUGAAUUUCUUACUGCCUAUAUAAAUACAAUUCCAUAUUAUACAAUUUAUUAAUAAUUGUACAAACGUGCCAUGUGUAAAUUUGUUAUUUUUAAGCUUUCGCAUUAUUAUUACAAAAAUAUUAAGUAUGUAGAAAAUAAUGACAUAAUAUUACUAUCGCUAAUAAUUAUUACACACGUAACAUCGUUCGUAAUACAAGUCUGCGUUGAUAGUUUUAAUGUAAAUAUACAAUAGAUCAUUU
This is a messenger RNA of Temnothorax curvispinosus, 2625 nucleotides long. RefSeq names its product integrator complex subunit 12-like. The transcript has 5 exons. Gene Ontology annotation, biological process: snRNA 3'-end processing. The record is from RefSeq and is a predicted model, not a curated record. Bases 1198 to 2007 code for a protein of 269 amino acids. Gene Ontology annotation, cellular component: integrator complex. NCBI's taxonomy places the organism in Eukaryota, Metazoa, Arthropoda, Insecta, Hymenoptera, Formicidae.